CAUACAUUAUACAUUUCCGGUACCUGAAGACUGCAUACCGACCGUGAUCAUGGAAACCAAGAAACUGUGUUGACCGAGUUUUGUUCAAGCCUAUGUUGCAGAACACUCUUGAAUACUGUUGAGCGCACGUCGUUCGUUGAAUUUCUUAAAGCUUUAUCUGGUUUAACAGGAAUAGACUAGCACUUUCUAGGCCAUUCACCUCGGUUGCUUAGUAGAGUAUUAACCACCGUGCCUGCUGAGGUGCAAAUUAAUGAGGGAUCAUGGGCAAGACAAUUGGCCGGCGUAUGGUGGACAUCGGGCAAAAAGCUCGUGGGCGCAUGGCGUUGCGCUACGAGUUGGAAGUGAUACCAUACUUAUGCGGCGACCUCCCUGAUGGAGUCACGCAUUGCUCUUUUGCCUGGGAGCGUGGCUCAAAAUUGUUCGUCACAGAAGCAGAACCUGUUAACCCGAAUACGCAUGCGGUAUUCUGGAAGCAAUAUUUGCGGCAGACCGCCACCAUGUACAAGGACCACCAGGAGCUUCUGCCUAAGGACUACACGUUCAAAGUGCAGUCCGUGAAGCUGGGCUCCAAGCCGGGCGACGAGAAGCGCAAGACGGUGGGCAAGGUGCACGUUAACAUGGCGCAGUUUUGCUCGGAGGCACUGGACGCGCAGCCGCAGGAGAUACUGCUGCACCUCAAGCCCAGCGGCAAGCUCAAGGUGUCCAUCAAGGCCACCUGGCUCAGCCACGCCACGCUGGACGCGGACGCCAUGACGGAGGUGACGGCGCCCUCCAUGUACGCGGACAGCCACUACGAGGAGGAGGAGGAUGAAGAGGAGGGCGGCGCGCGGAAGCGGGAGGAGCAGGACCUGUCUGGCUUCGACCCUGAGACAGGCGAGCCGCUUCCCGCGCACAGUCGCCACGUGGCCGGUGCCAGCUGCAGCGGGGCUGGAGAGGAGUACGACGAGGAGGGCAACCCGCUGCCGGGGCGGAGGAACCGGAAGCAGCGGAGGAGGAGUCGCCGCGCGCGGUCACAGGGCGAGAGCGGCAUACCCGAGGACGCGGAGUCGGCGUACGGAGGCGAGAAUGGGGAAGAGGGGACACGCGACUACGGGGACCCUGGAGGAGAGGAGGGAGGCGGGGGGCGGGAGGCCGGGGACGACCACCAUGGUGGCGAGGGACGAGGUCGGCGAGGGCGAGCCGGCUCCAGGGCAGGAAAGGGGGAGGGCCGGUCUCGGUUGCAAGUGUACGGCGCUACCGAUAGGACUGCCCCAAUGGAAGGUGGCGGCACCAGCGGUGGCGUUCUGCGUUUGGAGGUGGGUCGCCAGGUUUUCCGGCCCGGCUGGCGGGAUUACCUGUGCUGCUGCCUGCCGCGGCACGGACCGCCGGAGGACCCGCUGGAGGCGGACAGCCUGCUGGCCGCGCAACAGCAGCAGCAGCAAGGCAAGGCGCCCAGCAGCAACGGGGACGGGAGGGCGCCGCCGGCGAGGAGGCGGUAGGGGAACGCGUGUGCAUACGUCUAGACAUGCGCAUGGGCCGCGGUUAUGUGUUUGGGCCGGUAUGUAUCCUGGCUGUUCGCACCAUCGUUAGGGAGCGUGGAUGAGUUUUCUGGACUUGUCGUACCGGGAUGCAAUCCUUGCGGUAUCGGACGCAGACGACUGUGAGCUUAGACUGCUUCGAAAAGCGCAAAUGAACUAGAAUUGCUUGCGCACUUCGGAAGACUGUUGCAGCAAUGCUAACGGUGGCAUUCUUUCGAUAGGUUGGGCGUGUCUCAGAAAAAAGUGUACUGUGCAUUGGCUGCCUUUGCCAGGAUGCGGAGUAAGUUAAACAGAUCGACCAGCCCGACAAUUAAUGGUCUGUCGGCAUGAGGCGGCCCAGACCAGCAUACAGCCAUUAUCCUAGCAGGUUAAGCAACCAACGUUGGAGUCCGAUGAUGUAACAUGUGGAGGUUUCA
Astrephomene gubernaculifera is the source of this 1933-nucleotide messenger RNA. Lineage: Eukaryota; Viridiplantae; Chlorophyta; Chlorophyceae; Chlamydomonadales; Astrephomenaceae. The record is from the annotation of a GenBank genome assembly.